Molecule: messenger RNA, 4104 nt
Organism: Clupea harengus (Atlantic herring)
Lineage: Eukaryota; Metazoa; Chordata; Actinopteri; Clupeiformes; Clupeidae
Gene: dnajb9a
Product: DnaJ heat shock protein family (Hsp40) member B9a
Biological process (GO): ERAD pathway
Cellular component (GO): endoplasmic reticulum
Molecular function (GO): misfolded protein binding; protein-folding chaperone binding
Source: RefSeq, a predicted model, not a curated record
AAUUACGUUUCGUGUUGUUUCGGUCCUGGGACGACAGCGGCUUGUAGAAUGUCAGGAGAGGUACCAGCUAGCUAUUAAGUUAGCUUGUUAGCUAACUUUACCAAUUCAUACCAAUAAUCUGGCUAUUUUCCCCUCUGCGGUUGUGCAGGCAAGUGUACGUUUUCUCAUUUUUUUUCUUGAGACGGAGAAACUGAUACCAUGGCCACAGCACAAUCAACAGUGAUGUUUGCAGUGUGCAUCUUAAUGAUAACAGAGCUUAUCCUGGCCAGAAAAGACUACUAUGACAUCCUUGGUGUAUCCAAAGACGCCACUGAACGUCAGAUAAAGAAGGCAUUUCACAAGUUGGCUAUGAAGCUCCACCCUGACAAGAACAAAAGCCCUGACGCUGAAGCAAAGUUCAGGGAAAUUGCUGAGGCCUAUGAAACACUUUCUGAUGAGAAGAGGAGACAAGAGUAUGACCAGAUGGGACAUAGUCCUUUCUUCAAUGAAGCUACUGGAGGAGGGGGGCGUGGGGACGGAGGAGGAGGAGGACAGCACUUCCAUCACACUUUUGACUUUGAAGACACGUUCCGAGACUUUGACCGGAAUGCCCAGAACCGGCAUGCCCAGCACAGGCGACACUUUGAGGACCACCUGCGGGCCCAUCAGCAGGCCCACCAGCAGGCUCACCAGCAGGCACACCAGCAGGCACAGGGACGCCACAAGCGGCACUUUCAGGGCGGUUUCGGGGCUGGCCUCUUCGAUGACAUGUUCGACGACAUGGAGAAGAUGUUCACCUUCGACAGACAGUCCAAGCAAACUGAGAGUCAGUUCCAGGGCACAACCAAACAACAGUGCAGGACAGUAACGCAGCGCAGAGGGAACAUGGUGACCACUUACACAGACUGCAGUGGGUCCUGAUGGAAUUGAGGAGAGCGCCUGCUUGUCUGGAGUUAAACUCUUUGGGGAGAAGGUCUUUGGAGUUCUAAGUUAUUAGGUUUGCUGCUGUGAAAUGAGAGUGAAGUUAAUAGUACUUUGUAGUACAAGUAUAAGCUGCCUAACAAGGUUAGAGGAUAGUUUGGUUUUGGUGCAUUUAAUGUUAGUCAUAUCUUUAUAAGCAACUUGGCCAGACAGAUAUUAUAGGAAUCUGCAAGUUCUUUUGAACCUUUAUACAGGGGUCUGCACAUACAGUCAGAGAAAAUAUGUUUUGUUUACAAUGUGUCUUAAAAUGGUAGGGACAGUAUGAGACGACACCCCUGUUUGUCACGAGUCACCUGAUUGUCAAGUAAGAGAAGGUUAUAGUUCCCAGACUUUAAUACACUUCAUAUGUGGUCUGGGUAAACCAAUGACAACCUAGCCAACCUCAAAUUUUACCCAACCUAGCUGAAUUUUACAACAGUAUCGUUCCUUCUGUAGUUUGGAAGGAAUGAUUUGAAUAUAGGAAUAUAGAAAGACCAAAACGUUACCUUCAUUUACAUGGUGUUUUGAAAUGAAUGUCUUGCCAGCUAUUUAUACAGUUUCAAGCUUUCAAUUGAACUGACUUUUUAUAUAAUACACUGACAGAAGUUUGAUUUGAUUUUGGUUGAGAAUGACAUCCACAUAUUUUAAGAGGUGGAGCAGUCCUUUUAUGUUCUACUGUUUUUGUUUCAUUUUUGAACACCAGCAAGCUUCAUGCCUUCUUGCCUGGCACUGAUUACAUCUCCGGGAGUAUUUAGUUCAAUUAGAAUUUCUGAUUUUACUUUGAAUGACCCAACACCUUUGUACUGAAUUGCUGCUCUGGUUUGUACGGAGCCCCUAUGGGAAUAUAGGCAAGAAAAAAGUCUUUAAAGUUUCCCGUUCUCACAGGAAAGUAUUGAGUGCGCGCGUGAUAUCUGGUGCACCCAUGUCCCUUGGGGCUCUGUAGGUUUGCUCUGAAUUCUGCUCUGAAGUUUAUGUUUCAUUGGUCAUGCAUGUAUCGCGGCAUGGGGGCGGCAGUGGUACAGGAGGUAGAGAAGUCGUUUAGUAAUCAGAAGGUUGCUAGUUCGAUUCCCUGUCGAAGCGUCCUUGAGCAAGACACUGAACCCCUAAUUGCUCCUGAUGUGCAGUGUGCCAUCAGUGUAAAUGUACAAUGUGUAUACAUCCUUGUAAGUCGCUUUGGAUAAAAGCGUCUGCUAAAUGACUAAAUGUAAAUGUAAAUCAUGUGUUAGAGAGGUGCCUUUUUUCUGCAACAUGAACUUAUUAGUUACACAGUUGAAGCUACUCCUCAAAAGUCUGUUGUACAUUGAUAAUGUAAGCACUUAAAGGGGCUGGAUGAAAGCCUGACUAGCUGCCUUUUGGAGUAGUGUAUUACUAGGGGUGUAUUUGUACACCCCUACCUCCUCUCCCUUUGCAGAAGUAAACUAAACAUUGGGGACUGAAGGCUACAUGUAACAUGGAAACAUUUAUAUGAUAGAUCAAGGCUACCAUUGGUUUCUUCAUCAACAUCCAUUGACAUUUAUGUUAUAUUAAAUUGAGCAAAAAGUGGAUUAUUUCAUUUCUCCAAGAAUUAGAUAAGAUUUUAGCAAUUUAAAAACACCAUUCCUGACAGGUUAUUAUAGCUUUCCAUUUUCAAAUUCAUUUUUGUUUUGAUAAUAUGUUUGUAUUCAAUCUGAAUUUCCAUUUAGUUUUAAUUCACCAGAGGUUUCAUUAGUUUCAGUUUCGUUUUUAUUUCAUGGACUCGCUUUUGUUGUUUUAUUAUAGUUUCAAUUUUAGUUUUAGAAAGAGUUGUCAAGAAAUAGUGCGGCAUGAAGAAUAAUCUAUUGAAGAUAUCAACAUUUCAAGACUAAAUUUACCUAAAAUUUGUAGUAGGCUACAUUUGUUUCGCACUGAAAGCCUGUUGCGAUUAGGUUUUGCGAAAGUUUGUUUAUAUUUCUGCUCAACAGCCAAUCAAAUGACACUCCUCCCUUCUGUGCACCUGAAGCACCUUGUUAAUUAGCUAGGAUUGUUUACAGCUCGGUCCAAGCCACUAUGUUUGUUUCCAGUUGACAGUGCCAAGACUGUACUAACACUAGUGUUUUUUAGAUCACAAACACUGAAUAGACAGCUAAAGGACCAAAAGUCUAUGGGAUUAGAAUUGCGGACUGCAUCUUUAAUACACAUAAAAGGCAAGAGCACGAUUAAAUAUUUCAACCAUGUAUUUCAGGCAAACAAUAUGACAUGGGUUUUCACGGUCAACCCUACCAGUAGCCUAUAGUUACAGGUAACUUACAGGUUGCUGAAAAAGUGUCACUCAUGCCCUGUCUCGUUAUAUUUUUAAGACUUGGGGAAUUUUUCCCCUUUUAUUCCUAUGCCACAGAUUCUGUCACCUGAAUUUACCAUGCAUCCGCUUGUACUGCUUUCACUAUUCAAGUCAAAAUAGUCCCCUACAGGACUUGCAGGUUUCCUCUUUGACGUAUCUGACUUGACACUUGAUAACUACUACUACUACUUUUUUUUUUUUUUUACUAGUUCAUUUUGGAAUGUUUUAAACAAAUAUUCUUAUAGCACCGUUGGGAUAUAAUGCAGUGUGGCAGCCCUUUUUGUGAAGCAGCUGCAUAACUACUCUUUGAUUCUUUAUAUUUUACUUUUUACCUUUCCUGUUUUGUGAAAUUUGUAUAUUUUCUUUCUUUCUUAAAAUAACCCACUCUGAACCAUAUUAAUAAUCAGCGCUUUCAAAUUUAAUAUGUAUCUUGGCAUAUCCCCAUAGGUUGAUUUGUAUUCUUGUUCUUGGUUUAGUGCACAUCACAUUGUGUAUGUAAACAAAAUGUACCAAAAACACAAGUUAAUGCAGAUAACCAGAAUGUAACCCACCCACUGUAUACACAUUGUACCUUAUCCAUGUUUCAGUUAGUAAGGACCACAAUAUUGACCACAUGUGAAUAUGAUGCAUACUGUGUUCCUUGACAUAUCACCUGUUACCUCAUUUUUUGUGUUAUUUGUGGAAGUGCAAUAUUGAAGUGCCAGCUCCCCCAUUCCUCCUGUUGAUACAGUACCACUGUUACUUGCUGGCCUUGUCUUUUUGAUGAGUUCAAGCACUUUCAGUAUAUUAAUCCUGUGGAUGACAUGUUUGUUAAGCAGAUUGGAGCCUAUGUAUAUUGGAAGAGAAAUAAAAGCCCUGUAUUCCAUUGA